Molecule: messenger RNA, 816 nt
Organism: Xylona heveae TC161
Lineage: Eukaryota; Fungi; Ascomycota; Xylonomycetes; Xylonales; Xylonaceae
Product: TBP-domain-containing protein
Exons: 4
Coding region: 1-816 (271 amino acids)
Biological process (GO): DNA-templated transcription initiation
Molecular function (GO): DNA binding; RNA polymerase II general transcription initiation factor activity
Source: RefSeq, a predicted model, not a curated record
AUGGAUACCCUUACUACUCAUCCGUCGACUGCGCAACAGGCCAAGGCCUUCACUUCUCCUUCGUCGCUGUCCUUUCCUGGUGGCGCCGGCGACCUCACGCCGCCUUCCUCUGAUAAAGAUGGGCUGCACCAGAUGAACGGUGCUGUGGGACAAAUGAAUGGAGUGAAUGGUCAUAUGGGUGGUCAGCAGCAGCAGGGAGGAAAUGCCACCGCGGCUGGCAACGGGGUGACUCCCGCGACUCCUGCCGCGACUCCUGGUGCCGGACAAGGCGUGAGUGGAAUUGUUCCAACGUUACAAAACAUCGUCGCUACGGUAAACCUUGACUGUCGCCUGGAUCUCAAGACGAUCGCUCUGCAUGCGAGAAAUGCAGAGUACAAUCCAAAGCGUUUCGCGGCUGUCAUCAUGCGUAUUCGGGAACCCAAGACCACCGCACUGAUUUUCGCAUCGGGCAAAAUGGUUGUAACGGGUGCAAAGUCCGAGGAUGAUUCAAAGCUUGCAUCGCGAAAAUAUGCUCGUAUCAUCCAGAAAUUGGGGUUCAAUGCCAAAUUUACCGAUUUCAAGAUUCAGAAUAUUGUCGGCUCCUGCGACAUCAAGUUCCCCAUUCGUCUCGAAGGCUUGGCUAGUCGCCACCAUCACUUCAGCUCUUAUGAGCCUGAACUUUUCCCCGGUCUCAUCUAUCGCAUGAUCAAGCCGAAGAUUGUACUCCUGAUCUUCGUUAGCGGCAAGAUUGUCCUGACCGGCGCAAAGGUGCGCGAGGAAAUCUAUCAAGCCUUCGAAUUAAUCUAUCCGGUGUUGUCUGACUUUCGCAAAGUCUAA